CUUUACCUUGUUUAUUGCUGGGAUAUACCAACUCUCAAUCAACCAAUACUCCCCCUCUCCUCGAUGGCUAGUUCUACGAUCUAUAAUAUUUUUUUCAGAAAAAACUCUUCCUUCUACGCUACUAUUUUCGUGUCAGCUUUUUUCGCUAAAGUUGGCUUUGAUAUUUUUACUGACAAGGUUUGGGAGAAUGCAAAUGCUGGUAUGCAAUGGAAGGAUGUCAAGCCUCGCUUCUUAAACAACGAUGAAGAAGAGGAAUAAAUACUGUUCGGGGAUUUCUUUCUUUUGUGUUUCUGUACAGUCCCUCCCGACUGUCGUAAACAAAUUCAAUACUUUUUGAAGCUGCUUCAGUGAUAUAACCCUCAUUUCCCUCCUUUAUCUUUUUUACUUUCAGAACUUGCAAUGCCUUUUAGUUUCAAUUCGUUCUCUUUUAACAUCUUUCAACGAAUAAAUUUAAUUUCGCCAAGUCAUCCUUCUUCAUGCGACUGUAUCUGUCUUUUGUCUUGAAUCAAAUUGAAAUUUGUAGCUCAAAGUCCAUUCUUACUAAAUAUGUACACUAAAAUACAUGCAAAAGCUGCUAUACUGUCCAUAUUGAAGGCUUCAGCGAUUCGAAAAACUAAUGAAAAGAAUAAAAGAAGGUUUAAUUGCCGAC
Messenger RNA from Schizosaccharomyces cryophilus OY26, 649 nucleotides. RefSeq names its product ubiquinol-cytochrome-c reductase complex subunit 9. Gene Ontology annotation, biological process: mitochondrial electron transport, ubiquinol to cytochrome c. Bases 64 to 258 code for a protein of 64 amino acids. NCBI's taxonomy places the organism in Eukaryota, Fungi, Ascomycota, Schizosaccharomycetes, Schizosaccharomycetales, Schizosaccharomycetaceae. The transcript is spliced from 4 exons. The record is from RefSeq and is a predicted model, not a curated record.